Exaiptasia diaphana is the source of this 558-nucleotide messenger RNA. RefSeq lists its product as uncharacterized. Lineage: Eukaryota; Metazoa; Cnidaria; Anthozoa; Actiniaria; Aiptasiidae. The transcript is spliced from 4 exons. Bases 5 to 397 code for a protein of 130 amino acids. The record is from RefSeq and is a predicted model, not a curated record.
GAACAUGGCGUCCAGUCUAGCUGAAGCGACGAGGGAAGCUUCUUUUCAAGCUUUUGAAGCAGAAUUUGUCAGAAAUGGUUUUAGAGCACCCGAAGGUUUGUUACGCAUUUUAAAAGACUUUAAACUAAGAGAUGGUGAGGGGCCAGAAGCGGGUAGAGCACGGAUCUAUCGACGUCUUUUUGGAUUGUUGUGGUUUGGAAGUAAGUUGACUUUGGGGAAAACUUCAGAUGGGAAACAGCCCACUUAUGUGUACCCUGAAUCCCUGAAAUGUGUUGUCAGAAAUAUAGUAUCUGGAAACCUCGUUGAAAAGCCAGACCCAACUCAUGCAAGGGUCUAUAAGGUCAACAUUGCAGACCUUGCAAAAGCCAAAUGGCCAGCAGUUAAACCAAGACAGUAAUGGCUCCCUAUCUAUCAAUUUAUUCUUUUGAUUUUAUACAUGUUUAUAAUACAGCAAUAUGCURAAAUUAUGAUCACUCAUAAUCCAAGUAUAUAUAAGAUAUAUCAGAAAUUAUUGUAUAUCAUUGCCAAUUUCUUUUUGAAGUUGCCUAGCACUAGUAU